AUGUUCGAAAUGGGGGCCAAGCAGCAACCGAUAAUCAUUCACAGAGCUAUUUUGGGUUCUAUUGAACGAAUGAUGGCAGUAUUGACCGAAAAUUUUGGCGGAAAAUGGCCAUUUUGGUUGUCGCCGCGGCAAGCUGUUGUUAUACCUGUUCAUUCCAACCUGAACGAUUAUGCAGCUGAAGUGAGGAACAAGAUCUUCGAUGCUGGGUUCGAAUGCGACGCUGAUUUGGACAGCAGUGACACGCUGAAUAAGAAGAUCCGUAAUUCACAGAUGGCGCAGUAUAACUUCAUCCUGGUAGUGGGCGAGAACGAGUUUAAGCGCGGCACAGUCAACGUCCGUACAAGAGAUAACAAAGUUAGUGCCGGAAUAAAUUUUCAUUUUCGGUUUCUUAGUUAA
Messenger RNA from Soboliphyme baturini, 396 nucleotides. The record is from the annotation of a GenBank genome assembly. NCBI's taxonomy places the organism in Eukaryota, Metazoa, Nematoda, Enoplea, Dioctophymatida, Soboliphymatidae.